GCAGGAGACACGCUACAUCAGGGACACAGUGUUGUGAGAGACAUUUGAGCUGGGCUGCUGGCUGCAUCCAUACCACAGUGCCUGUGGGAUCGCGGCAGCUAUUUACCCCCAACAGACCGUGGCCUCUGCUUCGAAACGCCAACUUCUUCAUAUGGCCAUUUACUCUGGCAGUGCCGGGACGCUGUUGUUGUGGAGAACAGGGUGUGUGUUUGCGUUUUGCCCGCUUAAGUUUGUGCUAUGGGAUCUCUGGCCCCGGCUCAUUCCUCCGGAUCGGAGUGUAGGUGCGACGUCGUCCAGGAGUUCUUCUUAAAGGGGGCCCCCUUGCCGACCCUCCAGAACUGACUACUGAAGAGAAGGUUCGGAGAACUGGAGGCAAACAUCUGUCCUCCUCUUUCCUCCACCUUUUUCACCGGCUCGGGGCAGGAAGGCAUCUUUUACUUCAGCUUAAGGAGUUUUUGUUUUCCCAAGCCUCCAGCAUGAAAGGCUGCCCACGGCACUGCUGCACCAGCCUCUUAUAGAACAGAGGCUGGGGCAUCAAGAGAGGGGCAGCGGGGGCAAUAAAUAGAAGAGCUUUUUGGAGGACGGGGGAAGCAGACGGGGAGGGACAGGCAGUGUGGUUUUGCAGCCAUGCAGAACUGACAACGUGUUCAAAAAUGAACUCCUCCUCUGCUGUUAACCAGAGCGACCCCUGUUUCUGCCUCCUGGGUGUGGGUUACCUCCCGAACUUCAACACCUGUGUGCUGGAGUUGGCCGUCAUCCUCUUCCUCACCGUGCUCAUCAUCGCCGGCAACCUGGUGGUCAUCUUCGUCUUCCAUUGCGCGCCCCUCCUCAACCACCACACCACCAGCUGCUUCAUCCAGACCAUGGCCUACGCGGACCUGCUGGUGGGCGUCAGCUGUGUGGUGCCCUCGCUGUCGCUGCUGCACUACCUGGGCAGCCAGAAUGAGGAGAUCACCUGCAAGAUUUUCGGCUACCUGGUUUCAGUGCUGAAGAGCGUUUCCAUGGCGUCGUUGGCCUGCAUCAGCGUGGACCGCUACGUCGCCAUCACCCGGCCGCUGUCCUACACCACGCUGGUAACACCGUGCCGACUGCGCGGCUGCAUCGCUGUUGUCUGGCUUUACUCCGGCCUCGUCUUCCUGCCCUCCUUCUUCGGCUGGGGCAAGCCGGGUUACCAUGGUGACAUCUUCAGGUGGUGCGCCGAGUCCUGGCAGACCAACGCGCACUACACUUCCUCCAUAGUGGCGCUGUUGUAUGCGCCAGCCUCUGUCACCGUUUGCUUCACCUAUGGCAACAUCUUCCGGAUCUGCCAGCAGCACACGCGCGACAUGGCGGAGAGACGACUGCGCUUUGGUCCGCAGGACUGCGGCGCUGGUGACGGCCAGGCCUGUCCGGACCGGCGCUACGCUAUGGUGCUCUUCCGCAUCACCAGCGUCUUCUACAUCCUGUGGCUGCCCUACAUCCUGUACUUCCUGUUGGAGAGCUCCGGGAUCUACCGCAACCCAGUGGUCUCCUUCCUCACCACCUGGCUGGCCAUCAGCAACAGCUUCUGCAACUGCCUCAUCUACAGCCUCUCCAACAGCGUCUUCCGCAGGGGCCUGUGCAGACUGUCGGCGGUGCUGUGUGCCCCGUGCGCGCGGCAUGCGGACAGCAAGAAGCCCCCGGUCUCCUGUGCCAUACGUGCUACCUGCCACGCUUAGGACUGGCUGGCAACCACCCCCACUGGAGACAAGCUCAGCCCCUCGCGUUUCCUGUCUGUGAUUUACAGUGGGUGCCCUGUGAGCUGAGGCGGAUUGCUCCGUGAGUUUCGGCAGCCGGCUCGGCUCUUUGCUCACGGUUCUGUGCGAGGUGAGGUCAGAUGACUGAAACCAGAAGAAUAAGGAAACAGUUUGUGCCUCUCAUGUUGAGAGCAUCCUCUGAGAGGUGCCGGAAAUAAAAAAAACAAUGUCAUUUCCCAGAUGAAGACUCGUUUUACAGCCUACUGAUGCAAAUGUGAUUCGUGACUUUUUUUUUUUUUUAGCAUAAUUGUAUAUCAGUGUUUUUUUUAUGCUUUUGUUGUGAUACUUUCAGGGUGCUGCUUUAUGAAGUGCUAUAAUUGUAUCUUGCAAGCAUCUUUCCAUGAUGGCAGAUACACUCGGUCACACGAGACGUACGAGACACGACAUCCCAUCUCCUGGUGCCGAUGUUGUGAUAGCUGAGCUUCACGCUUCGUGAGGGAGAGCGCAGGGCGGUGAGCGUGAACUCCUAGGAGUGGUUGGUUUAAGGAUGUUCACUCAUUUUCUUGUCAUUCCCAUUUUACGAGCCAGCAUCUUCUGGGUGGGCUAGUUGUUGUAUUGUUGUGUUUCAGAAUAAAAGGCAAUUAAUCUCUGUCAGUUUUAAGUGGCAGAGUUGAACUGUGACACUGUGCAUGAAGAAUUAGCAGUACAAAACAAUCAGGCCGAGAUGUUUGUCCGUUUCUGAGAUGUUUAUUGUAUUAAAGUUAUUACGAACCCCAGACCUUGAAGAGGCUGAACACUUAAUGAAAUAAAAACAGAACUAUAAUAAUCUU
Brienomyrus brachyistius is the source of this 2545-nucleotide messenger RNA. Its product is annotated as probable G-protein coupled receptor 21. Gene Ontology annotation, cellular component: membrane. Gene Ontology annotation, biological process: G protein-coupled receptor signaling pathway. The record is from RefSeq and is a predicted model, not a curated record. Lineage: Eukaryota; Metazoa; Chordata; Actinopteri; Osteoglossiformes; Mormyridae. The coding region runs from base 654 to 1697 and encodes 347 amino acids. Gene Ontology annotation, molecular function: peptide binding; G protein-coupled receptor activity. The transcript has a single exon.